This is a messenger RNA of Paramecium sonneborni, 1425 nucleotides long. The record is from the annotation of a GenBank genome assembly. Lineage: Eukaryota; Ciliophora; Oligohymenophorea; Peniculida; Parameciidae.
AUGUCUGAAUUAGAAUAACUUAAUUAGUAAAAGUUAUAGAUUCAAUAAAACUAAGAGAUGCUAUCUAAUUGGAUAUCUUUAAAGAAAAACUUAAGCUCUAAAUUUAAAAGUGCUUAAGAAAUAUUCAAAGCAUUGAAAAAAGAUGGAAAAGGAUCAUUAAGCGUUGAUGAUUUUGAAGAGUACUCAAAAGGAUUAGAUUUGUAAAUCUUUUUCCUUAUUUAAGGUCCUUACUUUUUAAAGAUAUUGACUUAAAUGAAGCUAAUUUUGGAAAAAUAUGGAAAAAUUGGGAAUUCAAGUAAAAAUAAAACGAGCAUAAAUUAUAAAUAUUAAACGAAAAACUGUAAUUGUUAGCCAUUCUGGAGGAUAAUGAAAAAAAUAGAGAAACAAAGACUAAUGUGACAUCAAAUAAUAUUGUUUCAAAAUUAACAAGCGAUUGUGAAACACUGAGUUAAUUAUAAGAAAAAUUAGAUACUCUUGUUGAAGAAGGUUAAAGACAAAAGAGUAAAUAAGAUGAUGAUGCGGUUUAAAAUGAAGAAGAUUAUUUUUCUUUUUAGUUAUCUAAGAAAAACGAAUAAAAGUCAGAAGAACUUUAUGUUAACAGAUUACAAAAAAAAUCAAAUGAGGAUUCUGAAGGAAAUAAAUAAGCUGUUAAUAAAAUAAUUAGAAGCUAUAUAGAAGGUCAAACUCAUCAUUUUAAAAGCAUAACUGAAUUAAACGGUAAUGAACUUCUUUAAAACAGCCUUUCAAAUAAGGGUUAUUUAGCAAAUAGUUCUAAGUCAUAUAAAUUAUCAUACAUAAAUAAACCCAUUAAUUACAUUUCUCCUCCAAAGGAAAUCCAUACUGUUCGUGUUCAAUCUAAAUAAAAUUAAUAAUAAUAAAAAAAAUCACCUUAUGAAGAAAAAUAAUAACAAGAAAGAAAAAGCCAUAAAAUAAGCAGAAUGAAAGGCGAUCUUAAGUCCUAUAUAUCUUAGUUAUUUUUCCACGAAAAAGAAUUUAGAUAAAAUAAUAUCUUAAAUCGUAGGCCUACAUCAGAAGAAUUCAGAGGCUUAUCUGGAUUUAUGAAUUCUAAACAAUGUUCCAAAAAUCAACUACCUUAAUUUAUAGAACUUUAAGAUUCUAAUACAUAAAAGAGAUUUUAAAACAUAAGGUUAGAGUAUUCUUUAUCUUAGACAUAAGCUAGAUGAUUUUUAAAUAUAAAGGCUAUCUUAAAAUACUUAUAUUACAAAAACUUAGCCAAAUUUUAGCCCUGACAAAACUGAUAGAAGUUUAAAUUAAAAUGUUCUAAUAAAUUUGAGCAGCAAAUUAAAUUCUAAAUAUUCGCCUGGAAAUACUCAUAGGCUAAAUUUAGAAUACUUAAAUUAAGAAAGAGUACAUUAAAAACAAAAAAUAUAAGAUAAUUUAAUUGAAUCGGAAGUAUUGGAAUGA